GGUGACAGGGCCGGGCACUGCCCACGGCCGGGCGGGCAGGGGGCACGGCGGGGAUGGGGCGGCUCCGCGGCCGGGCCGAGCGCGGGGUCCCGGGGGAGCGGGACGAGCCCCGGCCCCGCCGAGCCCCGGCCGGGGCUGCCAUUGGCUCGGGGCGCGCUGACCGCCAGCCGCCUCCGAACUAUUUCCUGUUGCUGCAGCGUUAAUGCUAAACAGACCUUUCCCUCUCUUCCCUCGCUCCAGCCAAAGUGCAGCGGCGCCGCCGCCUUCCCGCCCCGAUGCCGAGUGUGUGCCAUCCCUGGAGCCGCUGAGAACCGCCGGGCACGGGAUGGAGAGUCGCCGGAGGGACAUGGAGCUGCUCAGCAACAGCAUGGCCGCGUACGCCCACAUCCGAGCCAACCCCGAGAGCUUCGGGCUCUACUUCGUGCUGGGCGUGUGCUUCGGGCUGGUGCUGACCCUGUGCCUGCUGGUGCUGCGCUUGUCCUGCCGGUCCCCCCCGCGCCCCCCGGCCCGGCCCGGCCACCCCAGCGAGGACGAGGAGGAGGAUGACGAGGACGAGGAUGAAGAGGAGGACACCAUCGACCGCGCAGCGUCCGAGUCGCUGCUGCCGGUGACCGAGAUCCCUCUGGAGAGCCACGGCCCCGGGGACGGGGCGCUGGCCGUGAACGUGUUCGCGUCGGCGGAGGAGCUGGAGCGGGCGCAGCGGCUGGAGGAGCGCGAGCGCAUCAUCCGCGAGAUCUGGCGCAACGGGCAGCCCGACAUCCUGGGCUCCGGCACCAUCGGCUCCGUCGGCACCCUGGGCCGUGUCCACUACUACUGAGCCCUGGCACGGGGGCAGCUGCCCUGGCACGGUGCCUGCUCCCCCCAGAGCCGAUCCCACGCCGUGCCAGGAGGGACCGGCAGGACACGGGGGCCGCUUGUGGCCCCUGCACCGGCGGAGCCGCCCUGGGCUGUCCCUGCACCAAGGACGGCCGGACCGCGGUGCCACAGGCAUGGCCGGGGCUGGACACCCCGGCAGCACCGCGGGACAUGAUGCACUUUGAGCCAUUGGUACGAGGCUGGCACCAGCCAAGCAGCCCCAGGACACGCAGGGACAGGGACAGGGACAGGGACAGGGCUGACCUUGCUGGCCCAUCUCAGCCGGGAUGGGUGGGGGUCACCCCGUGGGGCAGGGCCGGGCUGUGCAUCCGUGUGAGCCCUGGGCUCCUGCCCCACAAACAUGGUGCUGUUAUACACAAGCUGGAGCCCAGUGUGGUGGGGUCCUGAGUUUUGGGGGGCCCUGGACACAGGGAUUGUCUCAGCCCCUCCCCAGGCCAAUUCCCUCUUUGGCCCCACUAAAUUUAGCCGGAUCUUUUCCGGCACCACCCACCAUGACCCAGCGCCCUCCCGGCGGGACCAGGGCGGAUGUUCCCGCUGGACUCUGGGAUGGCCGCUGCUCCCCGGGGAUGUGGCUGCUCCCACCAGGCUGAGCCGCAUCCUGCCCUGCUCCCAGCCCCAGCACAGCCCCACAGGGUGCGGGGGCCCCACUGCCCCCUCCCCAGCAGCUUUAUAAAAAUAGCUUCUUCCCAGGCUGGUCCCCCCUGCCGCCAGCGCCAGCAGGAUCCAGAUGUUUUCCAGAUGUUCUCCAGUGGCUGGAGGCCAGGAUGUGCUGGGGCUGGGACUGGAGCUGGCCUGGGAAACUAUGUGGGGGCUGGAGGAGGAGGAGGACGAGCAGGAGGAGGAGGAGGAGGAGGAGGAGGAGGAGGAGGAGGAGGCCCUGUCCCAGCCUUGCUGUGGGCCCUGGCAGGACCCCCUGUGCCAUGGUGGGACCCCCUGUGCCCAGCAGGACCAGCUCAGCCCCACGGGGACAUGGGAGCCCACAGCAGCUCCCUGAGCAGCCCCCACACAGAGAUCCAUGCCCAAAAUAGUUUAUCAUAAACAAUUUCUAUACACUUGGGGGCAGUUGUGCUGCAGGGAGCAGUACCUGGGCACAGGGUGGGCAUUUUGUGCCCAGUGAGUGCAGAUCUGGGCUGGGGGCAGCGGGAUCGGGGGGCACAGGCACCGUGUGCCCCCCACCUGCCCCGGGUGGGCAGCGCAGCCCCCAGGGCACUAACAGGACAGCCCCUUCCUCAGCCGCUCGAUCUCUGCCUGUGGGGAGAGGCUGUGAGUGCUGGGGGGCACGGGGGCACCGGGACGGGGCAGCCCCUGCCAGGACUCACCUGCAGCGCCUGGCGCUGGCUCCGCUCCUGGCACAGCUCCAGCCGCAGGUCCUGCAGGUCCCGCCUGCAACGAGCCCGGACGGCUCAGCUGGGGCCAGACCCGGCAGGGAACGGCCUGAGGGAGCCGCUGGGGACCCCCCGACCCCCCAUCCCCACUCACAGGUGCUGGACUCGCAUCAGGUCCACGAGGAUGUGCAGCGUCCGCACCUCGGCCUUCAGGUCCUCCAGGGCCAGCGGCCUCCCCUCCGGCCCCUCCGCCUGCCCCGCGCUGGGGACGGGGACGCAGAGCCUGGCGUGGGGCAGCCCCCAGGGCUGCUCCACCCCACAGGGACCCCCUGCACUCCCCAGGACAAGGCUGGGUGGCCGCUGGCCGGGUACCCGUGGCCGUGUGGCCGUGGGGUGGCUCAACCUGGCCGUGGUCACCGACACCGCGUUGAAGCCGUCGGCAUCUGCCAAGGAAAGAGUGGGAAUCGGUGCCUGGCACCAGGCAGGGCCUGGCCCCCCUGCAGCCCCUCGUGUGGCCCAUGCACCCUACCUGGGUCACCGGUUCUGCCCCGUCCCAUGUCAGCUGUGGCGCUGGGCUGGGGGUCACCAGGCCUGGGGACAGCAGAGGUGUGAAAUGGCACAGCCAGUCCUGCUCCAGGGCCCAGAGAUGGCCGUGGGCAUGGCCCUGGUGCUGGGACAUCGUUGUGGCCCCAGACACUCCGGCACGGUCACAUGUGUCUUACUUGGUGGCCAGCACAGGGACUGGUUUGGCCUUGGCAGGGACAGGGGGAGCAGGAGCCAUCCUCUUGGUGAGCGGGAGCUUGGCCGGCUCCAUCCUCACCGGUGCUGGGAGCUCUGGGGAGGGGAGGCAGAGCGGGGCUGGGCUGGGACCGGCACUGCCAGGCGAGAGCAGGGCAGGAAGCUCUUCCUGCCCCAGCAUGGGGGGCCUGUCCCAGGCACAUCCCUGUCCCUCCCUCUCCCCCAGCCCAGGACUCACCUGGGGGCUCCCCGUCCUCGGCCUCCCUGUCCUUCGCUGUGGUUCCAACUGCCAGGGAGCAAAAGGGCCCCUUAGGCUCUGGGGAAGGACCUUCUCCCAGCCCCACACCAGCCCCACACAGGCCCUGCUGCGGGCGGCACUUCCUCUGUGCAGCAGAGCAGGGGAACCGCGGGCAGGAUGUCAUCCCACCCCCACGGCACAGCAGCAUCCCCGUCCCACCGAGCCCGGGGGGCACAGCAGGGCAGGCCCACCAGCACGGCGGGUACAGGGCACCAGGCCGUGGGCAGGUGCCCAUGGACCACCCUGUCCUCAUGCCCAGCCCUGGAGCAGCUCGGCCAAGCACAGGGGCUGCUGUUGGGGUGGUUCCCACACACAGGACCCCCAGAGCUGCGGCGUCUCCCUCCUACCUGCCCUCCUGCUCCCUCCUGCCUCUGCCCACGAGGUCGAGCCGUGCCCUGCUGGGCUCCCCUGGCCCCGCACUGUGCACGUGAUGCCAGAGGAAAUCGGCUCCGUGCUGGGAAGGAAGUCGAAGCAGAGAGAACCUGGGUGCUGGUCCACACCACAUCCCUGUGCCCCACAGGGCUCCCCCUGUCCCCCAUCCCGGGCGGGUCCCUGGCUGCCCCAACCCACCUCACACCCACCUGCGGGGCUGCCCGGCCAUCCUGGUGGGACACCAGGGCCAGACAUCCCUGGGCUCGGUGUCCUGGGAUGGCAUCGCUGGCAUCAGCUGUGGGAUAGAGGUUGGGUGAGGAUGGGACUACAGGUGGGGACCAGUGUCACGGCACAGCCCUGCAGAGCUGUGUCCCCCCCAGCCACCCUCAGCACAGAGCCCCCAACUCACCUGCCCCACACAGGGCAGGGCUGGGCCCUCUGUGCCAGCGUGGGGUCUCAGCCUUGGCAUCGGGGUUCCCUGCACGGCUGAGCCCCAAACGCUGGGGAGAGCCAGGGCUGGCACAGGGUGGAGCGAGGCAAGGGGCAGGACCACAGCUGGCCCCUGGGGACAGCUCACAGCCAUCCAGGGUGACAGUGGUUCUGUCACCUUGGGCUGGAGGGGAAGUGAAACCCAAACCGCGGAGGGGCCGAAACCCACAGACCGCGAGCGCAGGGGGUGAUGUGGCCGCGGUCCCUCCACGGGCCGGGAUGUCACUGUGACACUGUGACACUGUGACACCACUGCUCUGGCCGGGCCUGGCCAGCACCCGGCCCAGGAGGCAGCACAGAUAAUCCUUUUGGCCAAACUCAUCCGACCCAGCAAUCCUGAGCCCCGAGCAGGGGUUGGGGAUCGGCCGCGGGCAGAGAAGGGCGAUGGAGGGGAGGUUUCAUUGCUGCAAUUCCCAGGGUGACCCCUCAGGGAACUGGGAACACCGGGCUCCCUUUCCCUAGGUCAGCUCGAGGUCAAGCAGGAGGUGAAGCAGCCGCCGUUACCCCACACCUCUGUCCCGACAGCUCUUGGCCGUCACCCCACGGCGCCAGGACAGCUGCUCUGCCCCUGGGCACCCCCUGAACCGCCCCAAGGCCACACCCCCAGCACCCAGCUCGGCUGUGGGAAGGGAUGGAGCUGCUCCCGGGCGUGGGUGACACAAGCCCUGCUGGCAGCACCCGUGGCUGUGUCACCUCUGUCCCCAGGCAAUUAGUGCCAAAACAGGGGCUGAAAGGUCUAUUAACGCAGAAAACCCAACAGGGAGUUGCUUUCAUACCUGAGUCAGGCCAGCACAAACCCCUGGUUUGUGCCCCUGCUGCUCUGUGACAGUGAGGGCACCCGGCUGGGCUUCCCCUUCCACCCCUGGUGUCCCUCCAACCUCUCCUCCAGAACCACUGUGCCCCUCAGCUCCCCUGCAGCUCCAGGCACUCGGCUCUUCUGGCGACUCAGGACACAAACCAAGCAGAGUUACACCUACUACGUAUUUUAUUGUAUUUUAUUUGCAUAAACAAACUUCGGGGCUUUGCUAAACAGGAACUGUUCAAGUCAAAACAAACCAAACUCUAGCUGGUGUGUGGGGAACAGCACAGCAAUCCUGGGGAGGGGGAGAGGGGAGCGUGGGCACGGCUGUGCCUCCCCGCCCAGGCUCAAACCCGGCCGGGAACCAUCUGCAAACUGCUCCAGGGUAUUCUUAAAGCAGAAGAUACAAAGAAACACGUCCUAAGGGCUGUCCUCAAUCAGCUCAGGAGGGAUCUGCCUUUUGGUUUUAUAAAAAGAUUAAUAAAAAAUAUUGAAAAAUUCUCAUCUCCAUUUAUAUUUUUUCCCCAAGUAGAAUUCGGAAGUUCCUUAGAAAACUGUCAUCUUGGAAAGGGCACUCAGGUCACAACCAGCUGCAGGGAGGAGACACAAAUGCUACAAGCAGUUUGGGGUCCAGCACACACCAGGCCUAACAGUGAACACAAACAGUGGCCAGAAGUAGGGUGUAAUUUUUUUUUUUCUCUUUAAAACCAUGCUAAUUUUGUUAACUUCCAACAUAAAAGGAAAACAAUCAUUUUUAAAAGGCCCUAAACUCAACUGUUACAUAAAAAAAAAAAAAAAGUUAAAAAAAAAAAAUCAUAGCAGUUUGGUCCCAACAAGUGAAUAUUUAGAUGUUUAC
Messenger RNA from Pseudopipra pipra, 5753 nucleotides. It is a transcript of the gene EVA1B, whose product is annotated as eva-1 homolog B. Lineage: Eukaryota; Metazoa; Chordata; Aves; Passeriformes; Pipridae. The transcript is spliced from 3 exons. The record is from RefSeq and is a predicted model, not a curated record. The coding region runs from base 203 to 817 and encodes 204 amino acids.